GUGUCAGUGGAGACCCAGCAGACAUUGAGCGUCGGUGCCAAGCGUUCGGCGCAAACUUCAUCCCCCCGAAGAAGGCCAAGACAUUCCUGGAGCUGGUGUGGGAGGCCUUACAGGACGUCACACUCAUUAUCUUGGAGGUUGCUGCCAUCAUCUCCCUCGGACUCUCUUUCUACCAGCCUCCAGGAGGUGAUACCGAAGCAUGUGGGGUAGUGCAGGGGUCUGGAGAGGAUGAAGGCGAGGCGGACACCGGCUGGAUCGAGGGCGCCGCCAUCCUACUGUCUGUCGUGUGUGUUGUCCUGGUGACGGCGUUUAAUGACUGGUCCAAAGAGAAGCAGUUCCGGGGUCUACAGAGUCGGAUCGAACAAGAACAGAGGUUCGCUGUGGUGCGUAAAGGAAAUGUCAUACAGAUCCCCGUGGCUGACAUGGUGGUGGGGGACAUGGCCCAGGUCAAAUACGGGGACCUGCUGCCAGCUGACGGUGUGUUGGUCCAGGCCAACGAUCUGAAGAUAGAUGAGAGCUCUCUGACCGGAGAGUCUGACCACGUAAGCAAGUCAGUGGACAAGGACCCCAUGCUGCUCUCAGGUACCCACGUGAUGGAGGGCUCGGGCAGGAUGCUGGUGACCGCUGUAGGAGUCAACUCACAGACGGGCAUCAUCUUCACCCUGCUGGGGGCUGGAGAGCUGGAGGAGGAAGGGAAGGAUAAGAAAGGAAAACAACCUGAUGGAGCUGUGGAGAACAAUCAGAACAAAGCCAAGAAGCAGGAUGGGGGUGUUGCCAUGGAGAUGCAACCCCUGAAGAGUGCAGAGGGAGGGGAGGUGGAGGACAGAGAGAAGAAGAAGACCAGCGUUCCAAAGAAGGAGAAGAGUGUGUUGCAGGGCAAGCUCACCAAACUCGCUGUUCAAAUUGGCAAAGCAGGUUUGGUGAUGUCGGCCAUCACCGUCAUCAUCCUGGUGCUGUACUUCGUCAUCAACACGUUUGUUGUUGAAGGUCAAUCGUGGUUAGCAGAGUGUACUCCGCUGUACGUGCAGUACUUCGUCAAGUUCUUCAUCAUCGGUGUCACCGUGCUGGUGGUGGCUGUCCCAGAAGGCUUACCUCUGGCUGUGACCAUCUCUCUGGCUUACUCUGUCAAGAAAAUGAUGAAGGACAACAACCUUGUCCGUCACCUGGAUGCGUGUGAGACCAUGGGGAACGCCACGGCCAUCUGCUCCGACAAGACGGGGACCCUCACCACCAACCGCAUGACGGUGGUGCAGACCCACAUCGGUGACGUGCACCAUCGUUUAGUCCCGGACCCCGGUCAGAUCAACGCCCGGACGCUGGAUCUGUUAGUCAAUGCUAUUGCUAUCAACAGCGCCUACACCUCCAAGAUCCUACCGCCUGAUGUGGAGGGGGGACUGGCUAAGCAGGUGGGCAACAAGACAGAGUGUGGCCUGCUGGGAUUUGUUCUGGACCUCCAGCGGGACUACGCCCCUGUCAGAGAGCAGAUCCCAGAGGAGAGGCUGUACAAGGUGUACACGUUCAACUCAGUGCGUAAAUCCAUGUGCACAGUGAUCAAGCUGCCUGAUGGCUCCUUCCGCAUCUACAGCAAAGGAGCCUCUGAGAUCCUGCUGAAGAAGUGUUCCUUCAUCCUGGAUACCAAUGGAGAAGCACGCACUUUCCGCCCACGUGACAGAGAUGAGAUGGUCAAACAGGUGAUCGAGCCCAUGGCCUGUGAGGGGUUGAGGACCAUCUGCAUCGCAUACCGUGACCUGCCGGGGAAUCCAGAGCCAGACUGGGAGAACGAAGCUGAAAUAGUGACGGAGCUGACCUGCAUCACUGUGGUGGGGAUAGAGGACCCUGUGCGGCCUGAGGUACCAGAGGCCAUCCGUAAGUGUCAGCGCGCGGGCAUCACGGUGCGGAUGGUGACUGGAGACAACAUUAGCACAGCCAGGGCCAUUGCUGUUAAAUGUGGCAUCAUCCAACCCGGGGACGACUUCAUCUGUAUAGACGGCAAAGAAUUCAACCGACGAAUCAGGAACGAGAAAGGAGAGAUCGAACAGGAACGCAUUGACAAAGUCUGGCCCAAACUUCGCGUGUUGGCUCGAUCCUCGCCAACGGACAAACACACUCUGGUCAAAGGCAUCAUCGACAGCACGGUGUUAGAGCAGAGGCAGGUUGUCGCAGUAACAGGAGAUGGAACCAAUGACGGACCAGCUCUGAAGAAGGCUGAUGUUGGCUUUGCCAUGGGUAUUGCGGGGACGGAUGUGGCUAAAGAAGCGUCUGACAUCAUCCUGACUGAUGACAACUUCAGCAGCAUUGUGAAGGCGGUGAUGUGGGGCCGAAAUGUCUACGACAGCAUCUCCAAAUUCCUGCAGUUCCAGCUCACAGUCAACGUAGUGGCUGUCAUCGUGGCCUUCACCGGGGCCUGCAUCACUCAGGACUCUCCUCUGAAGGCGGUGCAGAUGCUGUGGGUGAAUCUCAUCAUGGACACCUUUGCUUCUCUGGCUCUGGCCACUGAGCCCCCCACUGAGGACCUGUUGCUACGGAAACCCUACGGUCGGAACAACCCACUCAUCUCACUGACCAUGAUGAAGAACAUCCUGGGCCAUGGAGUGUACCAGCUGAUCAUCAUCUUCACCCUGCUGUUCAUAGGCGAGCACAUUUUUAACAUCGACAGCGGCCGCAACGCCCCGCUCCACUCCCCGCCCUCUGAGCACUACACCAUCAUCUUCAACACCUUCGUCCUCAUGCAACUCUUCAACGAGAUCAACGCUCGCAAGAUCCACGGAGAGAGAAACGUCUUUGACGGCAUAUUUGCCAACCCCAUCUUCUGCACCAUCGUUCUGGGAACCUUUGCCGUGCAGAUCGUGAUUGUGCAGUGGGGAGGGAAGCCCUUCAGCUGUGCUCCUCUCAACGUGGAGCAGUGGCUCUGGUGUCUGUUCGUGGGGGUCGGGGAGCUCCUCUGGGGGCAGGUGAUUGCCACGGUGCCAACGGAGCGGCUGCCAUGCCUGAAGGAGGCGGGGAUGAACCUGGAUCCCGGGGACGACGAAGGGGAGGACAUGGCCGAUGAUGAGGAGGAGAUCGACUGUGCUGAAAGAGAGCUGCGCCGUGGACAGAUCCUCUGGUUCAGAGGCCUCAACCGCAUCCAGACCCAGAUGCGAGUGGUGAAAGCAUUCCGUAGUUCACAGUACGAGGGCCGGGAGAAACCGGAAUCCCACAACUCCAUCCACAACUUCAUGGCCCACCCAGAGUUCCUCAUCAACGACCUCAUCCAUAACAUCCCGCUGAUCGACGACACUGACGUAGACGACGAAUCAGAGCUCAGCAGAUACCAGCACCUGCACCCGGCCCUCCGCAAGCCGCCACCCCCUCCCGCCCAGCCCCCAGCCCGCGUACACCCCACCCGCCCCUACCGCCAGUACAGCCUCCCUGUGACUCCGUGCAACAGAAACAACAACAACAACAACAACAGCAGCAGCAGUUCAACAGUCACCUACGGCAACCAAAAAAGCCCCACUGCAGCUACCCCCGGCAACCGGAACCCCCAUCAUCCUCAACAGCACCACCAUAUCCAACAUGGCAGGGACAGGCCGGGGAAACCCUCCGCCCCUCACCUGGCCCAUCUCUACUGUGUGGAGACCUCCUUAUAACUGAACUGAGCGUGGGUCGGGGGGGAGAGAAGGGGAAGGGAGUUUUGGGGAAGAGAGGGCUGAGGACUCACACAUGACAUUUUCAUCCCUUCCCUCACAGGAAGUUAGGGCGAGGGAGGGCCGGAGGGAGGGAGUGGACAAUGGUUGGAGACUUCUGCUCACAACUCCCUGAGAAUAUUGCGACUUUCCCUCCUUUUGCCCUCGCUCCGGCCCUCUGAGUCUGAAAGACCACCCUCGACCGGCCGCUCUUUCCCCCUCUCUGAAGAAACCGCCCCAUCCUGCCUAACUGCAGACACAGAGUCCUGAGUGACAGUGGGUUGGGGAGGGAGGGGGACAGAAACCCCCCCCCCCAAAAUAAACCCCUCACAUUUUACAAGGCUUCAGCCGAACAGGGGCCACGUCAGGGCCAGAGGCUGACCAACUCUGUUUCUUAGAGUUCAUCUCUACCCACCUACCUACCUGCCAUGGCACCAAAGUCACCCCCACCCCUGUCAUUUCUCUGGCUACAGACAGAUACACUGAACAACUGAAACAUUGACUUUAAUUAAAUGUAAUAUGUCAACAGAUUUUACAUAACUGUAUUAGGUUAGCUGAAAGCAAUACUAUUUAGUUUACAUAAAAUAUUAGGGUCAACUUAAUAUGAUUGCUUUCAUCUAAUCUAAUAAAUGAUACAUGUAAUUGAAGUCAAGGUUUAAGUUUUUUCAAUGCUACUUCAGUCCAAAUCGUUUCUUUCUUUCAUCUCUCUCUAUCUUUCAGUGUGUGUAUGUGUAUUGUCUUGUCUCUUCUGGAAAAAACAACAACAAAAAUAGGAAUUGCAAACAGAUGCUGUUCAUUUAAACCUAAUAGUCAAUAGUAUGGCUGCAAAAAACUACUUAAGAAGUGGGGGGGGUACAUAUAUAUACAGUUUGUGUUAUCAUUUGAAUGUGUGGGAAGCGACAGCACAGACCUUGUCCUCUUCACACUCUCCCAUCCUUUGGAGGCCAGUGUUAUCUGUCACUCUGUCCACUGCUAUGAGAGGAUACAGCGUGUAGGAUCUCACAGUGUAGUCAUGGACACACUAACUUCCUCUACCUGCCAUGUUGUGAACUGAUGAGUCAUAUUUAUGAAGUCCUCUUCAUUUCUGUCCCAUCAUGCUGGCUCAAGCCGUUAUGUAGUUUCCUUCACUCCCUUCAUCCAAUCUUCUAGUCCUUCGUUGGUGGGUUUGUGUGUCAGUAGUUUUUUUUGGAAGCAUUAACCCUUUAAAUGCCAUCAAACACAAUGCACAGGCGAUGGCCCUUUAAGACUAACAUGCACUCACUUCAAAGCUGCUCACGUGCCAUCGGGUUGUCUCCAUCGUGUGCCCUCCAUGAGUCUGGAGGACGAGGAGAUUGUUUCAUUUGAUCAGUAGGAUGUUGCGUCCAGUCAUUUUUACCAAGAACUACAAUAAUCACUGGUUGGCGUUGAAUAGGAACCCAUCUUAUUUCAGUUUUAGCUUUAGGCCCAAGGACCCACUCAAUCAGGUUUGACCAAUGAGAGCUCAUGUGUCAUGUCCAUGUGUCAAAUACUGUGCUUUCUGCUUAAUCAUGAUAUUCAAUUAGUUGAUUGAGAUACAUUUCCACAAAAUAUUGGAGUAUUACUUUAAAACUAGGGAUCAAUAUUUUGUCUAUGCUGAUACCAAUAAACACCCAUUUUACCCCCUAUUGCAGAACCGUUAAAUAAAAGUAUUUAUCUGCUAUCAUGAAGGCCCACUGGCAUGUGCAAGAAUUAAAUACAGUGCUCAGGUACUGGCCAAAAUCACCAAACAAAUGUACCUGAGGUUACAUAUAAAACAUGCCAUGUAUUUUUUUCAUGAAAUACAUUAGCCUGUCAUAUCGGAGGAAAUUCCCAUGUAUUAUGUAAGCCUUUAUCUGCCGUUACAAUGACAUGAAUCCCAGAGAGUUAUUAUGCUAAAGCUUUUCAAUGUAAAACAGCAAACCAUGCUGCAUGAGCACACCCCAACGAAACAAAAAAUACCAGAAAACAUUUGGACAGCGCGCCAGUGACAGCGAGCAUGGCGCUUGUGACAUCCCACUCCACCGUCACCUCGCCGACAUUCCAUGGAGCAUACAUUCCAAACAUCACAUUCCAGCGUGGGUGAGAGCGCCCUCCUGUCUCCCAUGAUGCACUAGGUGUGCGUGAACCGCUGACUCCAUGUUGCCUCGGAGCGGGACCGCAGAUCUGGACCCUUCCUCCCCCUGUUGACUUUCCUGAGUUCUCACCUGCUCCUCCCCCCCGAGAAAGGCGCUGGCAGACAUUAUGCAACAGCCCGCCCGUGUGGACCCUCCUGCCCAGCUGGGGUCAGAAACACAGUGUCACACAUGCACACAGAGAACAGUGUGUCUUGCUGGUCUGUGAGGAGGCUCUGUGGGAACACCCGUAUACCUGUACAGAACCCUGUCUUCUUGAAUGCUCAUCAUCAUCAUCAUCAUCAUCAUCAUCAUCAUCAUCAUCAUCAUCAUCAUCAUCAUCAUCAUCAUCAUCAUCACCACCACCUUGCCCUGACGGAGGGGGCCGGGGGGGACAUUGUAUUGGUCUGUCUGUUUUGAAGCAUGCAUUUGAUAUCAUUAAUGUCACUCUUUAUGUGUUGGUAAAUCAUUUAGGCAACUGUGUGCUAUGAUCUCUCCACAACUGCUCUUUCUGUCUCUCUCUCUCUCUCACACACACACACACACACACACACACACACACACAUCCUGUUCAUGCCCAACCUAUUCUAUUCCAGCAACUCUUGGCACAGCUCUAUCAAUGCUUUUCUGCAGUACACCACACACACACACACACACACACACACACACACACACACACACACACACACACACAGAACAACUGGCGGAUAAUCCACAGUGGUGUAAAUUUGACUGUCCAGUCCCUGCCAUCUCUGUCCAUCCGUCCAACCACGUUACAUCAUGAUGUUGUGAGACAGUGUCACAGAAGGCAAAACACAAUGUGAAAAAGAAUAUAUUAUAUUUAUCAAAAUUAUAAAUUGUACAACUGCACCACUACUGUACAGAUCGCCCAAAUGUGCAUCUUUGAUUUACAGGUACUAUGUUCCUGUUACACUUUUUGUUUUUUCUGAUGUUUUUUUUCUUUACUCCUAUUGCUUUCUGUAAAGAGAGGAACAACACAAUGAAAGCGCUUGUAUAUUAUUAUUAUUUUAGAUUUUCUCCAUCAGUGCUCCCACUGAUGGAGAAAGACGGUUGCACAUUCUCCUGAGCAUAUUCUGAGGGCUGUGUUUUCUGUCCACUGAACAGCCCCUGAAGUGUGCAGAGGCUUCUAGUCUCUUAAGACCAGAGACACCAUUCUGUAAAUAGAGAACAGGAGAUACAGAUGUACCUCAUUAUGAUCUAAAGGACCAAGUGGAGACCCGGGGAGGAAGGAGAACUGGAGGGCGAUGCAGAGCUAGAGACUGCAGGAGUGCAAUGCGUCAGUGCGUUGUUUAGGCUGCUCUCUUAGAUCUGCGACAAGUAUUUACUGCCAUGUUAAGAAGGGAAGAACUUAACGUUUUACAUUAUUCAUUAUACAUACUGUUGUACAUAUUGUGUGUGGAAUGGUCCCCCUUCUGGCACAACGCAGUGCUGUUCUGCAGACAGAAAGUGCAGCCUUACCUGUGCUAAAACGAAAAAAGACCAAAAAAAGUAAAACAACCAUAAAGACUAUUGAAUAUAUUAAAGAGUUACCUGCCUGUUAUUUAAGCGAAUAAAUAUCUAUAUAUGAGAAAGAACACACCUGUAUACUGUAGACUAAAUCUGUAUGGAAAUCUAAGAGAAUUUAAUGGGAAUUAAGUCCAACACCUUUUGUCUGUAUGAAAGAUACAUCAAAGUAUUCUACAAUAAUAACUUUGACAAAGUC
Molecule: messenger RNA, 7496 nt
Organism: Gymnodraco acuticeps
Lineage: Eukaryota; Metazoa; Chordata; Actinopteri; Perciformes; Bathydraconidae
Gene: atp2b3b
Product: ATPase plasma membrane Ca2+ transporting 3b
Biological process (GO): regulation of cytosolic calcium ion concentration; calcium ion transmembrane transport
Cellular component (GO): intracellular membrane-bounded organelle; membrane
Molecular function (GO): P-type calcium transporter activity; PDZ domain binding; ATP binding
Source: RefSeq, a predicted model, not a curated record